Striga hermonthica is the source of this 921-nucleotide messenger RNA. The record is from the annotation of a GenBank genome assembly. NCBI's taxonomy places the organism in Eukaryota, Viridiplantae, Streptophyta, Magnoliopsida, Lamiales, Orobanchaceae.
AUGGAGUAUUCGGAUCUGGGACCUGACACGGCAAUGGAGAGUCCAGUCACCGGCCGUCCACCUGAUAAACCUCCCGACACGCCGUUACUUUUCAAAGGUACGAAACCCUCAUUCCGAGACAUCACUCUUCUUUCGAAGCCACUUCCCCCUCCGCCUCAAAAGCGAGAUUUGUUCAAGGAAGAAGAAGCAUGGAUCAAGCUGAUUGACAACGAUCGAUUGAAGCCGGUCUUGGAGCUGGACCCUGAUUAUUACGCUUCAGUUUGCCGGUCGUACGAGGAUGGGCUGGUGGUCCGCCUAUUAGGUAAAAAAGUAUCCUAUUUCUACAUGAAAGAGGGGCUUAAGCGUCUGUGGAAGCCUCAUGGGCACAUUGAGCUAAUUGAUUUGGCCAAUGGGUUUUUUAUGGUGAAAUUCACAAGAGAAGAUCAUCGGGACACAGCUCUGAAUGGAGGGCCUUGGAUGCUUUCCGGCCAUUAUGUCACUGUUCAGAAAUGGACUCCACAGUUUAAUCCUUUCAAUGAUGUGAUUGAACACACUUUGGUUUGGAUUCAGUUUUCAGGGUUAAAUAUCGCAAUGUUCGAUGAAAAUAUAAUGUUUUGCUUGGCAUCGAUGGUGGGCACGCCAAUCCGGAUAGAUCUCAAUACUUCGAAUGUUGAAAGGGGAAAGUAUGCUCGAGCUUGCAUCCAGAUCGAUUUGAACCAACCAGUUGUUGGCCAGGCGGGAUUUCAGGGAAUUUGGUACAAAGUGGAAUAUGAAGGCCUCUACUUACUAUGCCCCUUAUGCGGACGAUAUGGCCACAACCGAAACACAUGUUCUUUUGUAAAGCCAACAGGGUCUGAGGGGCCGCUGCCCUCAAGCGAUAAGGGCAAGUCCAUUAGUACUGAUUCGGCCAUGAACUCCCCUGCCGAAUUACAUGACGAAUAG